Sipha flava (yellow sugarcane aphid) is the source of this 2528-nucleotide messenger RNA. RefSeq names its product GATA zinc finger domain-containing protein 14-like. The record is from RefSeq and is a predicted model, not a curated record. The coding region runs from base 136 to 2445 and encodes 769 amino acids. The transcript has 5 exons. Gene Ontology annotation, molecular function: chitin binding. Lineage: Eukaryota; Metazoa; Arthropoda; Insecta; Hemiptera; Aphididae. Gene Ontology annotation, cellular component: extracellular region.
UUCAGGAACCCUUGUGCACAUCACUUUUACCCAAACGAUCUUCAGUACGUGCGCGCUGACGGGUGAGAUUACAAAUGCACAAUCGUCGCUAAAGCUGAAGGAUCCGCACAGUUAAUACACGUACGUUCGUAACAUAUGCUGUCAAAUAUGUUUGCCGUCAAGACAUGGACGCUUGUCACGUUGCUAGCAUGUAUGGCGUACGGGCAAAGGAAGCCGCCGAACUAUCAGCAAAAUGAAAUGCCACCGACCAGUUUCAGCUGCAAGGACAAAAUCGUCGGCGGUUACUACGCGGACCCCGAAACUUCGUGUCAAAUGUUCCACGUCUGCGUCAAUGUCGUAGGCUCUGGGCUUCAAGAUUUCCGGUUUCUCUGCCCGAACGACACGGCGUUCGAUCAAGAGAAUCAAAUUUGCGACGACUGGUAUAACAUUGACUGCGAAGCGGCUACAUUGUAUUACAGCGACAACUUUGACUUGUACAAGCUUGGUUCCGGCGGAGCUCAGGCCGUCACGUCCGGCAAAGCGACCCCGAUACCACUGGGACCGUCCAGCGCAUCGCCCAACACGGUGGCCCUACCGCAUCCCAAGUCCAGAAGCCGGCCGUCGCUGUCGGUGCCGGUGAACAAUGCGGUGUCGGAGACCGACGACGACUAUUACCUGCAGCGGAGCGACUCGUCGGACAGCCGGCUGCAGCACGACCUGUUGCGCGGCAGCAGCUCCGGCAACUUCUUCAGCAACCGGAACCGCGGCGUGGAGAACCCGGAUGACUACGAUGACACGCGGGUACCAUCCGCGAAGGACGUGCCCAAGAAGAACACGAAGGCGCCGUUCAGGAAGCUGUUGACGGGCAAGAAACCCAUCGCGGAGUCGUCCACGAGCACCACCACCACCACCACCACCACCGCCGCCGCCGCCGCCGCCGCCACCGCUGCCGCCGCGGUUCAGUGGAACGCUGCUAGCACGACGACCACGGUCAGGCAACCCAGCUACAAGCCAACCACGUACCGGAGCAAGGACCGCGGUCGCGUCAACUACAAAACGUACUUGGACAAGCAGGCCAAAGCGGACGAGUACGAUUACCAGAAAGUGGCGAAACCCGCCACCGCUGCGCUACCUGCGACGGUAACCAGCAGCAGCAGCUCGUUCCAAACGACCACGGCCAGAGCCACAAACAACAACGCGUUCCAGACCACGCAGAUCAACAUUGCCCACACGGACCUACCGGAAAACAAUGAUUUCCUACGAAUCGCACCCACCAACCGCAAUAACAACUUUCAAUCCACCCGGAUCAAUGUGGUGCCCGCCAAUAACAACAACAAUAAUUUCCAAGUCAACAACAAUAAUUUCCAAGCCAACAACAAUAAUUUCCAAGCCAAAAAUAACAAUUUCCAAGCCGACAACAAUAAUUUCCAAGCUAAAAACAAUUUCCAAGCCAAUAACAAUAAUUUCCAAACCAACAACAAUAAUUUCCAAGCCAACAAUAACAAUUUCCAAGCUAAUAACGCAUUCCCGGCAAACAAUAACAAUAAUUUCCAAGUAAACAACGCGAUCCCGUCCAACAACAAUUUCCAAUCGAAUAAAGUAUUCCAGUCCGUCAACAACGUGAAUCAGAACUUCCAACAAAAUAAUAACAACUAUAACCAGGGCUUCGUAUCGGACAGGAUAGCGUCUACGACUGUGCAAAACUUCAAAAAUCAGAACCCGACCACAAAUAGUUACCAGACCAAUGCCUUCCAGCAACAGCAGCAGGGUAACAAUGGGUUCCAACAGGGAAACGCUUUCCAAUCGGGUAACGCUUUCCAGCCAGACAGCCAGUAUCAGAACGUAGCUCCGACCACUCAAAAGUACAAUGGGUACCAGUCGACCACAAACGCGUUCCAGACGCCGACGUCGUACAACGCGGGGAACUCGUUCCAGCAACAGCAGCAGCAGCAGCAGACGUCGCUGCAGCCGCAGUUCCAGUCCACCACGGAGCACUUCUCGAAAGAUUUCAAGGCGAAGUUUGAUCCGUACAACAGUUACCAUCAGAGAACGAACGAGGAAGCGGGCGAAACGUUGAAAACGGCGUACAGCACCAACCUGAGGCCGAGCGACCUGAACGCUCUGAUCCAGCCCAAGCCCAAGUCGAUAAACGCCACGCUGUCCGUCGGGUUCAGCUUCAACAAGGCGGACGGUGGCGUUGCCAAGUCCACGGUGAUCGUGCCGGCGCCCACCACGCAGAAGCCGAGGCCGUUCACCACACAGCAGCCCACGACCGCGCAACAAACGACGCAGGCGGUGGCCAGGACUACCGCUUUCGCGGCCGCCCCGAGCACCACCAAAAAGGCCGUCGUCACCAAAGACAAGGACUCUUCGUACGAUUACGCGUACUACGACGACAGCAAUCACAACGAUUACAGCGACGCGGUGCCCGAGGAGUUUUCGAGAAUUCAAAACGUGAAACAGUAGUUAUAAACAGCCAUAACACUCCGAUCCGAAAACGCGUGUAACUUUUUGUAAAUAAAUCGUAGGCUUACGUUGAAAAAAAAAAA